GACAUCAACUUUCUCAUCGCUGAAGCCGGCAAGGGUGCCGACAUCUUUAAACGACGUGAAAAAUACACGCCAGGCGUGUCAAGGUAUGACAUGUUAUCGCAAUUGCAUUCUGCAUUAAGCACGGAAGUGAGAGACACACUAUAAGAACCAUGGAUGACAGAGCGUUGGAUCUCACGGAGCAGCAGAAGAAAACCAAGGCCAAGUACCCGGCUAUCAAUAAGAAAUAUGAAUACCUUGACCACACAGCAGACGUCCAGCUGCAUUCAUGGGGAGAAACGUUAGAGGAAGCGUUUGAACAGUGCGCCAUGGCAAUGUUCGGGUACAUGACAGACACCGAAACCGUGGAACCCAUCGACACGAUCGAAGUGGAAUCGGAAGGUGAUGACAUGAUUUCCCUCCUUUAUCACUUCCUGGAUGACUGGUUGUAUAAAUUCAGUGCUGACCAGUUCUUUGUUCCCAGGGAAGUGAAAGUGCUGCACAUAGACAGGAUGCGCUUCAAAAUCAGGUCCAUAGGGUGGGGUGAGGAGUUUAAUUUGACCAAACACCCACAGGGAACUGAAGUAAAAGCCAUCACUUAUUCAGCGAUGCAGAUUCACGAAGAGAACAAGCCCCACGUUUUUGUCAUUAUUGAUAUCUGAAGAAAACAUGGACUGUACAGCUGGCUUAUGGAAAGACGUCGCUGAGUUUACUAAAGGACUGCUUGACCUUCACAGUGGUUCAUUCAGACCCCGGGCACUGUGUUAAUGGGAGAGAUAUCUUGAAAGGCUGCUGUAAUUACAGACUUGCAAUUCCUAGUACUCCGAGCUAACAAAAUGAUAUAUCUAAACUUGCAUUGCCGUUGUCUUAUUCACUUCUCGUUUUUGUUAUCAAAGACACACACGUGAAGGUAAACUUGUCUUUUGAUUUUUUUAAAAUAAGAUCUCAGUGAUGCAUUUCAUCAGCGUCCCUGAAUUCCACUUCAAGAGGUCACAUGACGAACGCAUGGACAUUUAAAUCACGUUAGUCAUUAGAAAAGCUACGAUUGGCAACUUGGUACUUAUUUUUAUAAUGCAGCAUUGAAAUACAUGUGUACCAAAUGUGUCUUUUAUACAGAAAAACGUGAGACCGACAAAGUGAUGGCAAUGCAAAUUAGCUAAGGUUUACAUGUGUUAUUUUGUUUGUUUGAUGUACUGGUAAUGAUGUGUGUGUGUGUGUUGUAUUUUUUCUGUUGUGCAAUUUUUUAAUUUUUUUUUUAAUUAGUAUUUUAGCCAAGAUUAAAUCGUAAAGCAUACAGUAUAAAGCUUGCACUAUUAUUUAAUUACCCUUUUCAAGAAAAGUCAAUUGUCAGAUAUUAGCUUGCCUUGUCAAUGGCAGCUAUUUCAAAGGGCUGAUGGGUGUGCAGGAAUCGGAUUCUGAAACAGCUGUUAGUGUGUAUGGGUCACAAACACUAACUGAGGUACCUUAUUUAUUACAGUUCUGCAGAAAGAAAUCAGAUCAAGUAGAUCUGAUUGCAGCUUGUUUAAAAGACGGCUGUGAUCUUUUUUUUUUUAACAUGCCGUUUCUAUGUUUUUGAUGGUAAUCAUGUUUCAAAUCAUAUUCAAUUUAUUAUAUUUCCAGCUGCUCGCUCAGACAUGUUAUAUGAUUUAUAUAAUUGCAGAACAGAGCAAAAAAUCUGUUCUAAAGAUUCAUGUGCUCCUCCCCCAGAAUAAAACCUCUCGAUUGAAUGUUAUUUGCAGAUUGAUUCCCUUAUUCUGAUUGUCUGCUAUUCCAGUGCCAUGUGGUCAGAUGAGGACAACGAAAUGAUUGACCUCAUUUCAUUGCUUACAGAACAAUGAGCCCUUUCAUAACCCUACGAUCCCUUGUGUGUGUGGUUUCUUACAAGUACAAUGGAUAAAUCAAAUCUGCUGAGAUUUAAAACUGAGGUCCUAUUGUAAGUGACUCUGCAGCAAAAGUAAUGCAAGUUGAACGGACAGUUUGAAAGCAUGGGCUUCUAAAAAGAAAGUUUCUCAUUCCAGAAAAAAUAAAAAAAAUUCAAUUUUAUAUUUGGAUCUUUAAAUGAGGAACAUUAAUGCAGGAGCGACGUGCACACACCGAUGAUGCUGGAAUUUUCUGAAAGUCCCAAUCUAAAAAUAGAAAAAAACACAUUCUCAGUGUUUAGUUUAGUUAGUUUAUUCAGUAUGUGCCCCCAGGGCCAACACAGGUACAUCUCAGUAGAGAAGCACCAAUACAAAGAAAGAGCUAUGUAGACCAUACAAUAAAAUAACAAUACAAUGACAAUGGAAGUGCUGGACUACCUGUAAACAAGGCUUGCAAAUAAAGUCUUCAUUGUGUGCUGUACCAGAUAUCCUGUUUUAGAAAGAAGAUACAGUAAAUGCCUUAUUUUUUUCCUGGUGUCCUGCCCUAAUGCAUCUAUUCAUGUACUAUGUAGUUUGUGUAAAACUCCCAAUGUAGCAGAGGCUUUGUUUAGUGCAGUUUUACUAGUUUUUCCUAGCUGCGCAACGUCUGGUUUCAUAGGCCCGGAUUAACAUUAAUCUUGAAGUGCUUUAUAUUACUUUGGGUAAACUGGUCCAGUGAUCUGUCAGAUAAACACAAGAGGUUUUUCAAUAAAACAGUGUCCCAGACUUGGGUCUGGGAAUGCUGGGAUUUUAGCCAUAGAGUAUGAAAAUAUUCUUGUUUAUUAUGUGUAAUACUGAGCAGAACACUUGGAAAUAAACCAGGGAAUUCAGUUUGAAUUAUGUAUCUCUGUUUUUAUAACUGCAGUAAAUCGCAGCUUCUGAGUUAAUGCUUGAAUUUCAUAACAACUGACCGCAGUGAAGGUUAACUCUUUCCGACAUGAAAUACUGAAAAUAGCUGGGAAAAAAAACAGUUUUGGACAUAUAAUAAUAAACACAUUUUCCAUUGAUUUAUUUUUUUGUUCCAUUGUUUUAUAUGGGGGGAAAUUGCAUCCUCAAGAGGUUAUCAGGCAUUUGCCUCUUCCAUAUGUCCCCAUAUAAAGAAUAGAGAGAGAGUUUUUUGUUUUUUUUGUGUCUGUCCCUGUAUGAGGUUGCCAUGCAUGACAGGGUUAAGAGUAUAUCAAGGUAAGGGCUUUCUUUUUUUUAACACAUGUCAAAUAAAAACUGUUUUAAUUGAGCUUUAUAAGUGUCAAAAAAGUGAGAGAACCCCUGAAGAAAGCUGUGCUGUAAACAUAAUUACAUCAAAAUGUUAUCACUAAUAAAGCAAAUACAAAAAUGGCAACAGGAAAUGAGGCGGGCAGUCAUUUUGCUGAAGCGGAUUCAUGUAAAGUAGACUGUAUCUGUGGUGCAAUACAUGCAAGCUCUUUUAUAUUACUGCUGGUUAAUGGGCUAAAUACAGCCCGGAAGGGAGG
Molecule: messenger RNA, 3343 nt
Organism: Acipenser ruthenus (sterlet)
Lineage: Eukaryota; Metazoa; Chordata; Actinopteri; Acipenseriformes; Acipenseridae
Product: protein archease
Exons: 7
Coding region: 150-638 (162 amino acids)
Biological process (GO): tRNA splicing, via endonucleolytic cleavage and ligation
Cellular component (GO): tRNA-splicing ligase complex
Source: RefSeq, a predicted model, not a curated record